CGGUUUUCUUGACCAACUUCUGUUUGUUAACCCCCUCCUCCCCUCUUAUAUAUGUUCCACUCCCAUCUUCCCUGUUCCUGAGGGGUCAAUCUUUCUUGGUGUCCUGUCCUAGGGUUUCUUGAUUUCGCGACAGAUCGCCAUCGAAUUCUCGGAGCUUCGCAAAUUCCCGGGGUUUAAAGAUGCCGCCUUUCUCGUGCCCCACCGCGCUUCCCAAUGGGUUGCAUCCUGCGAAGGCGGACACCAACGUGGUGACCAUCAACGUGGGUGGCCAGAUUUUCCAGACCACCAGGCAGACCCUCGCCCUCGCCGGCCCCGAAUCGAUCCUCUCCGCCGUCGCCAAGUCCCAAUUGGCUCACCCCGGCGAGCAUUUCGUCGACCGAGACCCCGAAUUGUUCUCCGUCGUCUUGUCCCUCCUCAGGACCGGCAACCUGCCGUCGAAAGCUAAGGCCUUUGAUCUUCAGGACGUGGUCUCCGAAUCCCAGUUCUAUGGGGUCGAGUCCCUUUUGGUCAGUUCCGCGUCGAACCCGUCUCAGUUCGAAGCCUUCAACCUCGAGAAAUCGCUGGCCUUGCCGCUGAAUGGCCGCGACACGCCGUCGGCGAUCGCCGCCACGCCGUUCGGGUCCCUCCACGUCGCGCACGGGAGCAAAAUCACCUCGUUCGAUUGGUGUUUGGGGAGGAAGAAGACUAUCCUGACUCAAUUCACCGCCGUCGACUCGCUGCUGCCCAUCUCGCCGGCUGUAGCCGCGGCUGGCGCCACCGACUUUUCAGGUUUGCAAAUACUCGAUCUUGAGAAUGGGUCUGUUAGAGAGACUUUGAAUUGGGAGAACGUGACUAGGUCUGGUUCCACUGUGCAAGCGAUUGGUUCGUCGGGCGAGUACUUAUUUGCUAGCUUUGAAUCUGGUCGGAGGAACUCGAAUUCGAUCUUGGUUUAUGACUUGCAGAGCUUGAGCCCAGUCGCGGAGAUCGGUCAUAAUGAGAUUUUCGGUGCUGAUCUUGAUUCAGCUAUUCCAGCAACGAAAUUGAAGUGGAUUCCAAGUUAUAAUCUCUUGAUGGCAUCCGGGUCUCAUGGCGGGCCAUCGGGUGUAUCGGGCAAUAUCAGAUUGUGGGAUAUAAGGACGGGGAGCAUAGUUUGGGAGGUGAAGGAUAAAGUUGACUGCUUUUCCGAUGUUGCAGUGUCGGAUAAUCUAUCUGCCAUGUUUAAGAUUGGUGUGAAUUCAGGCGAGGUGUUUUAUGUGGAUUUGAGGAACUUGGAUGAUGAGAAGUCUUGGGUUUGUCUUGGAGAUAGGAGAAAAUUACUAAAUGGAAAGAAAGAAGGAGUUGGGUGUAAAAUUGAGAGUCAUGGGAAUCAGGUCUUUUGUACUAAAAAGGGCGAUAUAGAGUUGUGGUCAGAGGUGCUGAUCAGCUCUCGGAAGAAAAGCGACGACGGUUUAGGAGAGAGGGUAUUCAGGAAGAACUUAAUAGGAAGAACAAAAGAUAUGGGAGGAGCUAAGAUAACCAACUUGGCUUUUGGGGGGAACAAGAUGUUCGUCACCAGGAAGGAUCAGCAGUCUAUUGAGGUUUGGCAGAGUUCAGUAAGAGGAUUUUGAUCCCAAAAAACUAAUGUGGAUUAUUAGAUUGUCGGCACGGUCUGCGAAUAGCAUUGUGUUGUGAAAUACAUUGUAACUGAUUCUUUUGUAAAUAUUUAUGUUGGUUCUUCCCCAAGCAAGAAAUUGUAGCAGAAUGAGAUGUAGUCAGUUGAAUUUAGAUACUUGUUUCCUGUCA
Molecule: messenger RNA, 1761 nt
Organism: Syzygium oleosum
Lineage: Eukaryota; Viridiplantae; Streptophyta; Magnoliopsida; Myrtales; Myrtaceae
Product: BTB/POZ domain-containing protein At5g41330
Exons: 1
Coding region: 180-1586 (468 amino acids)
Biological process (GO): protein homooligomerization
Molecular function (GO): protein binding
Source: RefSeq, a predicted model, not a curated record